UCAGGAGGCGCUGCGCAAACUAGCCGCGGGCCAGUGGCCAAUCAGGGGAGGCAUUGCUCUCAGCCCGUCGUGCUGCUGGUCCUAGGCCGGGAGCGGGCAGCGGAGGAGCGUGGACUAGGCGCGUGGGCGCCCAGGGGCCUCAGGAGGGACCCCUCCGGGGAAGGGAGCGGAGGCCCGGCCCGGGGCAGCCCUCGUGCGCCUGCGCCCAGACCCUGGCCCGGGCUGCGGCCCCUCCCGCCCGCCGUCGGCCGCGCAUGCGCCCCGCGCUCCAUGGAGUCUGGAGGUCUGGCGGCGGAGCCCGCGCGCGGGGAGUCGGGGGAACACUUUCUCUACUUCGCCUACGGCAGCAAUCUGCUGAAGGAGCGGCUGCGGCUGCGGAACCCCUCGGCCCAGUUCAUCUGCGUGGCCAGGCUGCAGGAUUUCAAAGUUGACUUUGGAAAUUAUCAGGGUGUAACAAGUACUUCCUGGCAUGGAGGUAUAGCUACUAUUGUUCAGAGCCCUGGAGAUGAAGUUUGGGGAGUCGUAUGGAAAAUGCACGUGAAAAAUAUAAGUUCUCUGGAUGAACAAGAAGGAGUUGGAAGUGGAACGUAUAUCCCAAUAGAAGUUGAUGUUCAGAAUCAAGAAGGGACAGUAUUAACCUGCCGAAGUUACCAGAUGAAAAAUUACGUCCCUGCGCCCCCCUCACCGCAGUAUAAGAAGGUCAUCUGCAGGGGUGCCAAACAGAACGGCCUGCCCUCUGAAUAUCAGAGGAAGUUAGAAGACAUUGAAACGAAUCACUAUGAAGGACCCGUGAAGGUCUUUGAAGAAAUUGAAGCCAUCAUCAAUAAACCAUUGUAGCAGACGUCCAUUAUCAUUUUAGACCGUGUAUCUAACCCAACUUUUGGCCUCAAUUUAUUUUCAUUACUGUCUCUCCUUGCCACUUUUGCAUUUUUUAAAUAUUUGAUAAAAUGAAUCCCGAAUUGUCCACAGUAACUUAUUCAGGUGAUAUCACUGCAUUAAUAUAUUCAGAACCAUUUUCUGAAAUGCUGCUACCCACUGGUAGUUUCUCUUGUUUCUAGCUUUCUAUAGGGAUUGGGGUCAAGGCCAUAUCAGUUGUGAGACAGCCUAAGAAUGGUACUUGGUGAAAUCCUUCUUUGGACCAAGGCCAUGAUUUUAGGUGGGGUCCAGACACUCCUACAGCCUUUUCCCCAAGUACACCAGGGGGCUGCUUUCUUUUGUUUAUCGAGGGUGGGGAAAGUGGAGAUUGCUUGAGCUAGAUGGUAAUUUUGAUAAUAAAAUGAAUGUGAAUGCUUUGUUAUUGUUAGAGGAAUUGGGGUACCUCUUUCCACGUGGAUUCUGCUGUUGCACUGGGAUAGGAAGAAGUAAAAGUUUUUGUCUGAACCA
This is a messenger RNA of Trichosurus vulpecula (common brushtail), 1383 nucleotides long. It is a transcript of the gene GGCT, whose product is annotated as gamma-glutamylcyclotransferase. NCBI's taxonomy places the organism in Eukaryota, Metazoa, Chordata, Mammalia, Diprotodontia, Phalangeridae. The transcript is spliced from 4 exons. Gene Ontology annotation, molecular function: gamma-glutamylcyclotransferase activity. The record is from RefSeq and is a predicted model, not a curated record. Bases 271 to 837 code for a protein of 188 amino acids.